UCCUUAUGUGCCCUGUAGUGCUACCGUAUACCAGUGUAUAGCCGCCGUGGCUGUUUAGUAGUUCUGUAUAUGUGCUAGUGCCUGUACGCCCGAUCGCACAAUGGCGAUGCUCUGGCUGCUGCAUACCAUUCCUGCAGCUGUCGUCCGUCAGUUACUGCCCCGAAAUACUGCACAGUCCCCUAGUCAAGCUGUUUUGCUCUGCUGAGGAUUUGUUUACAGUGGACAGAGGUCGCAGACUUCCCGUACUACCAAGUGCGUCCAGUCUUUAGUGAGAAGAUUUCGCUUCAAGCUCUUCCGAACACACCCACAAUACUCUUAACUAGCGGAGAAGACUGGAUUUCGUAGGCGAUGCAUAAGUGGCUUCCAAAGUACUUCAUCAGACUGAAGUAUUGACGAUUUAAAAGUAUUGCAGCUACGAUGUACCAGCGAGCGCAGGUGUAGCCGAGACAACGAGUGGACAAAAUAAGACAGAAAGCAUAUAAUUGAUGUAGCGUGGCGCAUCGGAGGAGUAGAGGAUAGGAAGACGACAGCUAGCAAAGGCAGAGAGAGAGAGGAAAAAAAGGGCGCAGAGUAGCUCGGUCCUCGGGAGCGACAGCUGUCAAGAUGGGGAACUGCUUUAGCUGCCAGACGGACGGUGAGAAGGAGAAGCCCGAUCGGAUAUGCAGCUCGAACAUCGAAGCAGUGACUUCGCAGGCGAGCCCGGUGCCCACGCCGACCCCCGACCCUAUAAGGCCGAUGCCGCAGAUCCCGGACACGGACGCGCCCGCAGCCAAGAUCUUCAUCGCCUUGUACGAGUACGACGCGAGGACGGAUGAAGACCUCAGCUUCCGGAAGGGCGAGCACCUCGAGAUACUCAACGACACCCAGGGCGACUGGUGGCUCGCCCGGAGCAAGCGCACCCGACAGGAGGGCUACAUUCCUAGCAACUACGUCGCCAAGCUCAAGUCCAUCGAGGCCGAGCCAUGGUACUUCAGAAAAAUAAAGCGAAUCGAAGCCGAGAAAAAACUGCUCCUCCCGGAAAAUGAUCAUGGAGCAUUCUUGAUUCGAGACUCGGAGAGCCGACACAACGACUAUUCGCUUUCAGUUCGCGACGGUGAUACAGUGAAGCACUACAGGAUCCGGCAGCUAGACGAGGGUGGCUUUUUCAUCGCGAGGCGAACGACCUUCAGAAACUUGCAAGAUCUCGUCGAGCACUACAGCAAAGACGCCGACGGCCUCUGCGUCAAUUUGUGCAAGCCAUGCGUACAGGUGGAGAAACCCGUGACCGAGGGCCUGAGCCACCGCACGCGCGACCAGUGGGAGAUCGAUCGGUCGUCCCUAAAAUUCGUCCGCAAACUCGGCCAGGGCCAGUUCGGCGAGGUCUGGGAGGGCCAGUGGAACAACACGACCCCCGUGGCCAUAAAGACCCUCAAGCCGGGCACCAUGGACCCCAAGGACUUCCUCGCCGAGGCCCAGAUCAUGAAGAAGCUGCGCCACCAGAAACUCAUCCAGCUUUACGCCGUUUGCACCAUGGAGGAGCCCAUCUACAUCAUCACCGAGCUCAUGCGAAACGGCAGUCUCCUCGAGUUCUUGCAAGGAAAGGGCCGAGGUCUGAAACUCCAGCAGCUGAUCGACAUGUCAGCUCAGAUAGCGGCGGGUAUGGCCUACCUCGAGUCGCAGAACUACAUCCACCGGGACUUGGCCGCGCGCAACGUCCUCGUGGCUGACGGCAACGUCGUCAAGAUCGCCGACUUUGGGCUGGCCCGUCUCAUCAAGGAGGACGAGUACGAGGCCCGCAUCGGCGCCCGUUUCCCCAUCAAGUGGACCGCCCCCGAGGCUGCCAACUACAGCAAGUUCAGCAUCAAGUCCGACGUCUGGUCGUUCGGUAUCCUCCUCACGGAGCUCGUCACCUACGGACGAAUACCCUACCCCGGUAUGACCAACGCCGAGGUGCUGCACCAGGUCGAGCACGGCUACCGCAUGCCCUGCCCACCGGGAUGUCCACCGCCGCUCUACGACAUAAUGCUCGAGUGCUGGAACAAGGACCCGAUGAAGAGGCCGACCUUCGAGACCCUCCAGUGGAAGCUCGAGGACUUCUUCACCAUGGAGGGCAGCGAGUACAAGGAGGCUUCGGCUUACUGAGUAAUCGCCUCUGCGAAGUUUCGCAACAUAGACCAGCGCAUCAUGUAGUAAAUGCUGGAACCUCGGACUCGACAAUAACGCGUUCGGGGGGACACCGCGACGACCAUGCGGGAUGUGAAAUACGUCGCGGUUCGGAACGAGCGGAGGGAGAUAACAAAAAGAGAUAUUGUAGAAAUGAAGCUGUGCACGCCGCGGGACUAGUUGACAAACUCCUACUUUCCAAAGGACUCUGCGUGUGUUUUUUCGUCCGUUUGUUUACUAUUUGUGCACACAAACAUUUAUUCGUUGUACAUACAUGCAUUGUACAAGUGUGCGGAUUUUGAAGUGGAGAAGCGUAGGCGCCAACGUAAGGGGCGUCCUAUCAUUAUUAUUAUUAUUAUUAUCAUUAUCAUUAUUAUUAUUAUUAUUAUUAUUGUUGUUACUAUUAUUCUCUUGUCGUGGACGGUUAAAAAAACAGUUUGUGAUAUUUCAUGGAAAGACCAUUGACUCUUAAUCGUGUAGAUUAAAUUUAAAGGUGAUCACUGUCAAAGUGUACGCUUGGUACUGUUUAUUUUAAUAUACUUUUUUUUUUACUUUUAUCGACGUAUCAUUUAGCACUAAUACAGUUACUCAUUAUUUUUAUCUCUUUUAAUUUUUUAAUACUAUUAUUAUUAUUAUUAUUAUUUUAUUACUGUUUACAUAUAUUGUCGCUGUGGUGGAAAACGACAUUAAUUUAGAAUUCGUUUUUGGAUGGUAAUAACUUGGAGCCAAGUUCGAGAAAAUUGUAACUUACAGUCGGACCCAAAAAAAGUGAUCAUUUAGGAGUAGAUGUUACUCAAAUUAUGGUAAACAUAGUAGAUAAUCUUUAUUAUAAGGAAAAACGGUAAAAAAUUUUUGAAUAACUAAGAGCAUUUACUUAUAUUAUAAAUUGAACUGGACGACGGGUCUUUUUGUCCGGACUUCGAGAUAUGGGUUCUGAGUUAUUUAAUACCUUCUUAAACCGAAUUUUGUGUUAAUGCCUUUUUGGCUUCACACGAUGAUAAUAUUAUUGUAUUAUUACUAUUGUAUUUUCGUUUGUUUCUUAAUAUUCUGGCUGCCAUAUACAAGAUUAUCGAAAAUUAGAAAAAAAGUCGAGUACCUCGCGUGAUAUAUGUACUUUACAUAUACAUUGGCGCUUGGUAACUUUUGAAUCGUAAUAAGGUCUAUGUCUCAUAGUAUGCAAUAUUAACGCAACUCUUAAUAGCUGGGGUUCUGAAAAACAGCCCGCUCUCUUUUUUUAUUGUAUGGAGAGUUUGUGUGUAUUUUUGAGAACUGAGUUGCGUGAGUAAUAUCUGCGGCAAUAAAUGUGUCAAAUUUUUCUGAUUAAAUUGGAUUUUAUUUUUAUUUUUAUGUAGGUUCUAGAAUAAUUCUUAAGAUGUAAAGUUGAGCGUAAUUUAUUUUUUAUAUCAAUUAAAACGAUAAGUAAAGUGCGUAUUAAUUUUACAUUUGGAAAAGAUGAUAGUCC
Copidosoma floridanum is the source of this 3604-nucleotide messenger RNA. RefSeq names its product Tyrosine-protein kinase Src42A (gene Src42A). Gene Ontology annotation, molecular function: protein tyrosine kinase activity; protein binding; ATP binding. Gene Ontology annotation, biological process: protein phosphorylation. NCBI's taxonomy places the organism in Eukaryota, Metazoa, Arthropoda, Insecta, Hymenoptera, Encyrtidae. The record is from RefSeq and is a predicted model, not a curated record.